AUCAAGCCUUUGUCUGUGGUUCAAGCUCGGGAUGGCUAUUGCACAUGCUGCCAUGUUUCCCGCCGAGAUCCUUGACCACAUCCUCGAUCAUCUACACGAUGAUUACAAGGCCCUAGGGGUGUGUGCUCUUGCUGGACGUGCCCUCCUCCCAACCUCUCGGUACCAUCGAUUCAAUGGUCUUUACGUCGACCGUUAUCAUGCAGGAAUUCUGCAAGCGUUUCUUGUGGAGGCCCCGGACCUCGCGAUGUCGAUGUCUGCCUUGACGUAUCAGCCUUUCAGCAUGUUCCGCAUGGGCUAUCACGAAGACGCCGCAGACGUGACGGAGGAUCUGCUUCGACUCUUGCCCAAUCUCACCGACAUCCGCAUUCCAGCUCCGGCCUUACCUUAUCUUGCGCAGUUCCGCUCCCAGUUGACACAUCUGCGGCUCUUCGAAGUAUGGGUUUCAACGCGCCGGGAAUUGCUUGCAGGACUCUCGUUGUUUACCGAAUUACAAGAGCUUGAACUGUGCGACCCAGCGCCGUGGAUCCGUAGUGACGAGGAUAUCGAGGACGCACUUGACCCUCCCGCGCCUCAUGUCCGCACCGUCUCCUUUUGGAAUUCGACUUGUCCCCGCAUCAUCACCGGAUGGUUUGAUUCGCAAGGAAUAACUCCACUCCUAUACCGUGCCAAGCUCACGAUACAAGCUCGUGCCAGUGCGUCGGCCUUUGUCCACCAAUCUUGCGUGCUCGCACCCUUGGCUCAGGAACUGGAGGUGGUGUUCGCACCUAAUGGCACCAUGCAAGAUGCUUUACAGGAUACAGAUCUGACUCUCGAGAGGUAUUCCAUUAUCCACUCUUGCACCCUUCGUUUCAGGUUCUCUGAGAUGUGCGUGGCGGAGAACAAAUCGUUGUCGUGGAUACCAAAGAUCCUUGGCCAAUUGUCGUCUGACUCUCUCCGGUCGCUCACGAUCUCGUUGGUUGUCGACAACGUCGAAGACCUCCGGUCGCUCAUGUCCGAAUGCGCGGUUCGGGUCCUCACUACUGCCUAUUUCGACGACAUGCGAGCCCUAGACUGGGCUGCGAUAGGGCAGGCGCUCAGUUCGGAACGUCUUAGAGGUCUGCGGAAGGUGGUGUUGGAAGGCCGCGGGAGUCGAUCUUUGCUGGAGGACCACAUCAGGCUCAAUUGUCCUGCGCUGCAUUCACGUCGUAUACUGACAUUACACGCGGUCGCGAAGAGCCCCAUCUGGGCCGAAUUACGGCCGCAUCCAUAUUAGCCCGUUUCCGACAGAUCCUCCGUAAUUUGAAACAGCACUUGAAUGCCUG
Molecule: messenger RNA, 1301 nt
Organism: Dichomitus squalens LYAD-421 SS1
Lineage: Eukaryota; Fungi; Basidiomycota; Agaricomycetes; Polyporales; Polyporaceae
Exons: 3
Coding region: 32-1252 (406 amino acids)
Source: RefSeq, a predicted model, not a curated record